Molecule: messenger RNA, 7181 nt
Organism: Pieris brassicae (large cabbage white)
Lineage: Eukaryota; Metazoa; Arthropoda; Insecta; Lepidoptera; Pieridae
Exons: 30
Coding region: 145-4530 (1461 amino acids)
Cellular component (GO): cytoskeleton
Source: RefSeq, a predicted model, not a curated record
AGCUUGAAGAAAGCAAGCCUACAACACUGACUUUUUGAUGCACCCAUCGGGAUAUCAUUAUUGCGUGAGAGACGGAUCAAAAUGGGUGCGUGGACGUCGUGUUAGUGUAUAGUGUAGUGUAAGUGUCAGUGAUGUGAAGUGAUAAUGUCUGAGGAGCGAUCGCGGCGGUUGUCACAAAUCUUUGACCCGCUGUCCAGGUUCACUGAUCAUGCUGUGCCAGGCUCUUCUAGCACUCCGAAUAGCCCAAGGUUGUUGCCAAGACGGCAGAGAGAUGGACCGCCACCUCCACCGAGGCCCUUUGCCCACUCCUCUCGCAUGGAUCCAUUGGAGUACGAGUUGGCGGCUGCCGAGGACUCUGUCAACUGGCAGGAGAAAUGUCUGGAGCUACAGUUGGAGUUACACAGGAGUAAGCACCAGGCUACGCGGGUCCGAGAUAUGUUACGAGAUAAGCUCUCCGAGCUCGAGCAACGAGUUCUGGAGGCUGAGGGUAGAGCGGAGGAAGCAGAAGACAAGGUCCGCGCCAUGGAGCAGCGGCUAUGCGAAUGGCCGGCGGGCGCUGAAGGUGCUCCUAAAGCCAUCACCAAGCUUGAAGGCCAGAUUGAAGAACAGAAGCAGCUGCGACUUCAAGACGCAAAACAAGUGGAGGCAAAAGCAGCUCGUAUCAAAGAGUGGGUCACGAAUAAGCUUCGGGAACUGGAACAACAAAAUCAAUUGCUUAGAGAACAGAAUGAUCGUUGUAACCAGCAACUUGAGUUACUAAGAAACCAUAUAGCAACUCAGGGAAGCAGAAACAACACUCAGUUUGUGCCCUCUCGAGGGAGUUUAUCCCUAGAAGUGAGGUCUGCGGACCCAACUCGUGCCUCAAGUCUCUUAGCAGCAAAUCGUCGACGCUCAGAAAGUCUAGAGGGCCCACAGUUACCCAUUACAAAAUCUGAGCCCCACUAUAGUACACCAGUACGGCAUCGCAGAAACCUAUCAAUUGGUACAACAAACUUGACACAAACUAAUAUUCCACAAAUAAGCCCAAUGAAUAGGACAAUGGACGAAAGGACAACGGCUAGUUUGUUGGCUGAUGAUCUAGCAGCGGCAGUGGAGAACCUAGUUGUACUUCCAACAACACCAAACACAUCAACAGAUGGCGACACAACUCAUGACUAUGCUGAGAUUUACACACCCAGUCGAGAACGAACACCUGCCUGGCAAGGCAAUGUCAACGUCGUGAUACAAGGGAACAGUAGAGGAGGCUCGUCUACGGGAGACAGUUCCACAUCAGAACAGCCGAGACCGCCUACGCCACCUUUGCACAGGUUUCCCAGCUGGGAAGCGAAGAUAUACCAGGUGGCAGACGACGGCCUUCAACAGUCAGUAGAAGAGGAACUCAGCCCUCCCCCUUGUCCGCGGCCGAUGCACGAGUCCACCAGCUAUCAGGACAUCUCGGUGCCAGUGUACGCUACCGUCAAAGGGAGGGCGAGCCAAAUCCGUUCGAUGCCCUUCACUGGAGACUCUUCGGACGAUUCCUCGGAUGGAGAGGAGUCCAUGGGAGUCACUGUCCAUAACACGCCGAUGCAUAAUCCACAUUUUGGUCAAACAUCCCAGCUGCCAAUAAACAACGUGAACCUUACCAGCAUUCUCCCAGCUGCGAUCCAGCAGACGAGCCACGCUCUGGUCCUCAACAACGGCCAAUGUAGCUCCUCCGAUACGAGCCUCAGUGCCAGCAGCCCCUCCAAGAGCGUGAAGACCAGCUCCAGCUUGAGUCCCGCCAAGAGGUCCAGCAGUGGCUCACCGAGUAAACAGAGUAAGACUAGAGAUACGUCAUUCGAGUCAGGCAUGUCUGAUGACUACGCCAUCCCGCCAGAUGCGAUGUCGAGUGAGCCGAGUGUCAGAGAUUCGCCAAGGAGACACGACGCCUUGGAGAAGAGUGGACACCUUGCCAAGCUUGGUGGGAAGCUUAAGACGUGGAAGAAGAGAUGGUUUGUCCUAAAAAACGGUACGCUCUCAUACUGGAAAUCACAAUCGGAGGUCAACCGCAAACCGCAAGGCCAAAUCGGUCUCGGCGAGGCCUGCAAGAUAUCGCGCAACGAAGGUGCCGCCACAUUCGAAAUAUUCACCGGGAGUCGAACUUACUACCUCACGGCGGACAGUAUCGCCACUAUGGAGGAUUGGAUUCGAGUGCUGCAGAACGUACAAAGACGAAACGCAACAAAAUUACUUCUGAGCAAAGAAGACAAUAAGCCGACAAUACAAGGAUGGCUGACGAAAGUCAAGAAUGGUCACGCGAAGAAAAGCUGGUGUGUGCUGUUGGGGAAGAUGUUCCUGUACUUCAAGUCUCCUAGCGAUCAGAAUCCGACCGGUCAAAUUAACAUGCGGGACGCGCGAGUGGAGGACGUUGAACAUGUCUCGGAUUCUGACUCCGAAGAAAAGAAUGAUGAUGCAAGGAAACACCUUACCGUCGCUAUAUAUCCUCAACAUCAGGGUCCCACCUACCUGCUGCUCGAAUGCAAGGCUGACAAGGACUCGUGGCUGUACCACCUCACAGUGGUCAGCGGAGGAGGAGGCUCUCAAGGCACUCACUUCGAAAGGCUCGUCCAGAAGCUGAUGGAGACUGAUGGGGAUCCCAACUGCGUGUUAUGGCGACAUCCGACCCUACUUUACUCGAAAGAAAACACCACUUCUCCAUUAACUACCCUCAAUUCUGAAGCAUUACAAGCUGAAGCGCUCAAAUUGUUUAAGUGCGUGCAACUGUUCAUGUCUGUGGCCGUGGAGCAGGCGGGCAUCGACUACCACGUGGUGCUGGCCCAGAAUGCCCUCCAGCAAUGCCUGGAAGUGGCGGAGCUGCAGGACGAGCUGGUGUCGGCUCUUUGUAAGCAGUCGGCCCCUCACGCCGCAGCCAAACAUGCCGUUCAGCAACUGCUGCUGUGUGCGACUCAAUCGCUGUUCACUUGCGACACGGGCGCAUCGUCCUCCGUCGGCGGGGACAAGGGAGACAUGCCGCAACAUCCGGCUGGCUCGCCUAGCUCCGUACAGGCGCCAUUAUUAUCUGUGGACUGCAAAAGUAACCCCCCAACGUACAGUUUCAUACAAGGCUGGCAGCUUUUAGCGUUAGCCGUUAGUCUGUUCGUACCGAGGAAUAAUAGACUGUUGUGGUAUCUUAAGCUACAUCUCAGCAGACACUCUGACUCCAAAACGGAAUGUGGGAAAUACGCUGCCUACUGCGCACGCGCACUCGAACGCACGAUACGCGUGGGCGGACGUACUGACAAGCCGUCUCGUAUGGAAGUGCUCUCCAUAUUACUGAAAAACCCCUACCAUCACAGUUUGCCACACGCCAUACCCGUACAUAUGCUCAAUAAUACUUAUCAGGUGAUAAGUUUCGACGGUUCCACAACGGUAGAAGAGUUCCUAUCGACACUUAGCACUGAGCUCGGGUGUCGCGACUCAUCCGCUUCCGGAUUUGCACUUUUCAGCGAUGACCCGAUUGAGAAAGACUUGGAGCAUCACAUCAAGCCUGACAAAAAGCUAUGCGACGUAAUUUCUCGAUGGGAAACGGCUCUAAGGGAAAAGGGCUCCGGAAAAUUCGAAAACUCUCGAGUGAUUCGUUUGACGUUCAGAAAUCGACUUUACUUCAAGAGUUCCGUUCGGACGGAGACUGAUAAGGAGAGACUGCUUCUGUGCUAUCAGGUUAAUCAGCAAGUGGUAGCUGGCAGAUUCCCCGUAACUAGAGAAUUGGCGGCGGAACUCGGUGCCCUAAUGGCCCAAUUGGACAUGGGCGACUACAGCGCGUCCAACACUCAACACAAUCAGCCGCUUGCGCAUCGAUUCUACCCUUACAGAUAUAGGGCGGGGCUAACUAAUGACGAGUUAAGGGACGUUGAAGAAAAGCUUCGCUCAAAGUGGGUAGCCCUAAAAGGGCGUAGUACAGCGGACUGUGUACGAAUUUACCUCAACUGUACCAGAAAGUGGCCUUUCUUUGGAGCCACACUGUUUCAAGCUAGGAUAAAACAGCCGGACCUCUCGAUGGCGUGGCUGGCAGUGUCUGAGGAUGGGGUGACCGUACUAGAAUUGGCCUCCAUGUCUGUUAUAGGCCGAUACGCCCUCAACUCUAUCGGCCUCUUUGGUGGAUUACAGGACGACCUGAUGAUGCUGAUAGACGCUGAGGAUUCUACUAGUCCCGUUCACAAGAUGUUGAUUAGCCUCAAUAAACCUAGAAUGGUAGAGCUGACCCAUCUAAUAGCGGACUACAAGAACACGCACCGACCCACAGGCACCGGGACGCCCCAAAUGAACUCCCUCACCCGAAACGGAAGCCACCGGUCCAUACGUAAGCCAUCCACGUUGCCACACGUCCAUCACACCCUCAACUCCAACACCACCAUGACCCUGGGGUCGGAGAGGAAUGCCACAUUAACCCUUUCCUCACACACCUCGACCUUCAAUCACCUGGAGAGGGCAGUGUCUCACGGACAACCGGAUAUUUUGAAAUCCACUCCCGAUCACAAGAAACGUGCGCACACGCAGGAUGGGAUUGCGUGAUUUUAAGCUCGGACGGAUGUUCCGUAAUUUUGUAUAGGAAGGGUUUUAUUAUUAUGUAUUAUACAAAAACUCGAGUUAGAAUUAUGGUUACUCUGUCUGCUAUUAUAUAUGUCACGGAACAACAUAUUCGAUUAAAAAUUACAUACAAAUAUAACUCGAUUUCUGUAUAAAACAAAUUGUCAACUAAUAAUGACAUAGUGCACACAUUAAACGAUUGUGACGUUACAGUGACAAAUGUCAUUUGUCAAAACCAAAACGAGCGUGACAUUUCUAAGUUCGACAUUUUGACAAUUACAUUUGUUUUACAAGUGUCAGCAAAUCCUAACAGUAAUGAUUAGACUUUUUUUUUGCCAAACACUCAAAAGCUACGCGAUAAUUAUUUAUUAUGGCAAUUAUUUUUUUAUGUGCUGACUGUAUUUUAAUUGACCUCAACAAUUAAGAAAAAAUAUUAACGUAAUCAAUAUGACAAAUCGAUAAAUACGACGAAAAGCGACGUUCACUAAAUACCUCAUAUUACGUAGCCGGCUCUUCGCCUUGUAUUAUACUCAUUAUUUUGUAUAAGUUUUUCGGCUUAGUGCUUAAAAUGUGUGAUUGUGUGUUAGCUCGGAUUCAACGGUAAUAUUUAGAUUACUUCGUUUACAUUGUUAAUGAAACAAAAGCUAUUUGAUAGCCUAUUUUAAUAACAAAAGUUAACAAAAGAUAAUUGAGUAAUCUACAAACCAUUAUGCAAAAGGAACCUUCGUUUUUACGUGACAACAUCUAAUCAAUCGAUGAACGCCGUCUGCUCGCACGAAAACGCGACAUAUUGUCCCGUUACGCUUAUUGUCCCGUUACGCUCAUAGUCUGCUAGCGCCGCAUCUGUUUCUCUUCUACUCCAUUGUCCUAUAUGUCCAUUCAAGAUAGUGAUGAUGCAAUAAAAUCAUUCAAUGUUAUUCAUAACAGUAUGCAAUCGUUUCAUCAAUGCUAUGACGUUGUCACGUUGAACUAUCGUCCGUAAACCAACUUUACAAACAAACAUAUAAAACACAUUAGAAAAGAUAUUUUUUUUUAAUUUUCUCAUAAUUUGCUUCUAAAUGUUGCCGUUUAAUUACUUCAUAUUAUGUGCAGGGUAUAAGCUAUAGACACUAGAUCCAAAGAAAUAGUAUUGUUUUAGAGGUGCUUAUUGCUUGAGAAUUUACUUCGUACUGAAAAUGACGCUAUUUCUGAAAGUUUUCUAAAAAAUAUUUGCCUAAACAGUAUUCAAGUCGUAAUCAAAUUUCACUGCCAAGUGUAAAUAUAUUAAUAAGGUUCAAAUCUAUAGUCUAGACUUUCUUGUAUAAAAUGACUAAAAUUAGUUAAGUUUAACACUAGCACAAACUUCGAAUAUUCUAUAGAUUUUACCCUUAUUCUUGACGUUCAACAUUUUACGGUUUUGAAUCACCAAUCCUGUUUGUCUCGUGAGUUCUUGCAUUAAAGAAACUUCGGAUUUAAAAUAUCCUUUACAAAAAAAGGAAAUACAGUGUAAACUCUGUAUAACGUCACUGACUGUGCAUUUUAUGGGGUCGUUAAAUAGAGAGAAGAAAAACGUAAUAAUCCAUGACUCCUACUUAUUAGUCAAGGUCAACAACGUUCUACACGAGCAAGCAAAUCCUAUUUGUAAACAAAAUAACGCAUUUCUUAGAAAGUCCGUAUGCAUAAUAAAUCGUACACAACUCCGCAGUUUUUACUAUUUGUAGCAACAUAAAAAGUACUUUAUUACUCAAUUGUUGUCGUUAUUGAUAGUGAAAUGCUAUGUUGAGUGUCAUUGUAUGGAAGUCACGCUAAAUCAACCAAAGCCAAGUGAUUCCAACGCUUUAGGGAGUUUGUCGUUAAAACUAGAGGGGUUACAUAGAGUUCACACUGUACUUGGAAAUACUUAAAUAUAUUUUGUAACUAAAGCUUACCAAACGUUUAGAAAAUUGAGCGGAAAAUCCUUGCUUAAUGGCUAAUGCCAUUACAAUGCUCUACAACCAACUACAAAGUAUUAACACUAGACUGAAGUAAAAUAAGAUCUUCAACGAAUCUCCUAUAGAAAAUGUACGAAUUUUACAAAUUCAAGGUCUCGGGCCUCGCUUGGAAAUCGGAAAUCUCGUCUGUAUAUGUUUGAUCGUAAGUAUAGUUUAGUAUUAGUGGAUUAAAAUUAUGUGCGGAAUAAUGCUAAAAGUAGAAUUUUCGAUACAUUUAGUCACGAUAAAAGUAGUGAAAUAUCGAAUUUCCUAAUAACAAAGAAAUAUCGACCAAAUCUGCUUUGUAUGACGCGCAAUUUUGAUUUCAGUAUUAAAUAAAAAAUAUUUGACAUAACAUCGCAACCGCAUUGUUAAUUUUCUUUUGCAGUUUUAAUUAAAUUAAUUUUUAACUAAACCUAUACUAAAGUCAAAAUCGCGUGUCAAGUUAGUGAUCUUUAUUGUAUUGCACUUUUUGCAUCACACCUGUUAAUAUUAUUGUAAAGAAUAAUGUAUAAUACGAUUAGUAUUCUAAUAUAAGUUGUAUAGAAUGGCUAUUAUAGGUAAUUUAUUAUAAUUUUAAAUGUCAUUUUUGGCCUAAAUAAUGCCUAUAAUGUAGAGCCUAAAUUUUGUACUACAGAAUGAAUGCUCGGUAAUUUUUGUUUUUACGAAUCAAUAAACGUGUAUUGA